AGCACUUCAAGAUGUCCUGGCUUUUAGCUGACAUGAAGAAGAAAAUGAACGAUGCAAAAGCAACAAUUGAGCAAAGUUUGAAACAAGCUUCGGACAACACUGUUGUGGAGGAAAGUGAAAAAGAAGAUGAGAAGAAGGAAACUAUCGAAAAGGCUGAAAUUGAAUCGAAUGUGGAGAAGCCUGUAGGAGAAAGUGUACCACAAGAGACUGCGACGGAAACUGCGAAAAAAUCGAUGGCAGCACUUUUUGGUGGACUAAAAACUGGAAGUGGUGUAGCAUCGACGAAACUUUUUGAAUAUGCGAAGGACGCUGGAAAGAAGCUUGGAGAAGUUAAGAAUGCUGUUAUAGAGAAUAAUUAUAUUCAGACAAUGCUUGGAGAUCUCAAUAAAGAACAGGACGAAUUUGAGAAGCAAUUACAAGAAGAAAGAGAUAAACUCAGAAAUAUUGAUUUACCGUGGCAAGGACUUCCAGAUGAAGAGCUCGCUAAAAAGCAAAUGAUGUCAUUGUCAACAAACACAAGAAACUUUCUCCGUGAUUCAGCAGCUAACAGUGAAUAUACUUACGAACAGCAACAAGCUAUGGCAACUCUUUUACUCAAACAUGAUCCAAAUCUUGCGAAUGUUAGAUUCCAACUUGUACCCAAACAAGUGAAAGAGAAUCAAUUUUGGCAAAAUUAUUUCUAUCGUAUCGGGCUCAUUCGGCAAUCUAUGCUUGCUCAAGGCACGGGAAGAACUACACCGACGCCUAAUCCAAUUGUUGAGGAAAAGAAGGUAGAAGAGUCAGAUGUAUCUGCUGAAGUUGCUCCACAAUCGUCUUCUGAAAUUAAAGAAGAAAAGAAAGAAAAUGAGCCGGAAGUGAAGGAAACCGUAUCUGAAGAAAGUUGCGAAGACGAGGAUGAAGAAGAGGAAGAAUUGAAAGAAACUGUUUCUGAACAACCUGCAGCACCAGGAGAACUAACUUUGACAAGUGUCGAUGAAGAAUGGGAACGAGAAAUUCUCAAUGAUUUGAACGAUUACGAUGAUGUUGUUGAAAAAACUGGAGGAAAAGACGAUGAUGCAUGGGAAGCUGAAAUUCAAGAUCUUCUUAAUGCUGAAUAAUUUUUAAUUACUAUUUUCAAUUGCAUUCCAAAAGAAACAAAUAAUACUAUUCACUUCGUUUUCUAAAAUUAAAAAAAAUUUCAGUGUAAAAUUGUAAAUAGCUCAUGUUUUGAUGUCCCGAUGUCUAUCUGUAAUUUCAAUGAAUAUUUCGUGAUAUAAUUUACACGUUUU
Molecule: messenger RNA, 1268 nt
Organism: Caenorhabditis elegans
Lineage: Eukaryota; Metazoa; Nematoda; Chromadorea; Rhabditida; Rhabditidae
Gene: C16C2.4
Product: BSD domain-containing protein
Exons: 5
Coding region: 12-1097 (361 amino acids)
Source: RefSeq, marked reviewed